Messenger RNA from Closterium sp. Naga37s-1, 1182 nucleotides. The record is from the annotation of a GenBank genome assembly. Lineage: Eukaryota; Viridiplantae; Streptophyta; Zygnematophyceae; Desmidiales; Closteriaceae.
AUGAUCGACGGCGCAAGGGCUUCGCAGAGAGCGGGUUACCCGCCGCGACAGUGCUACCCGUCAGCCGAUACGCGCGCUGAAUUCACGAGCUACUACUACAAGCAGCAGAGCGGCAAUGCCGACGGGGCAACAGAACCGUUGAAAGCAGCUACAGAGGCCGUAUUACGGUCCCGCGCGCAAGAGGUUCUGUCGGAGCGGCACGAGCUGGUGCAGCAGCUUUCGUCGUUCCGCGUGACGGCCGCGUACCGGCAGAAGCGCGUGGAAGCGACCGUGAAAGAGGCGGAGGUGCUUAAAACGAAAUUGGCGGGAGGGGAGAAGCGGCUGGAGAGGGUUCGCGCGCAGCUUGACGCCACGCGCAUCGCGCGCGACGCGGCGGCGCGGGAGCUCGCAGUUCUUCGGCGGAUCGCGCCCGCAGCAGAUGCUGGUACUAGCGACGACGAGGACAGCGACGAGAGUGAUGCGUCGGAUUCAGGGAGUGACGCCACGUCGGACAGGGGAGGCGGGGGAGCGAGGUCGCGUGGAAGCGGCGGAAUGCGCUGGGGGGCAGUGAAGCCGGCAGGGGAUGCGGCGUGGCGGAGAGCGGAACUGCGGAACGUGCUGCAGGAAAUGGCGCAAGCGCUGGAGAAAACGGAAAAGAGAGCUCGAAGCGCGUUGGCGAGAACGAUGCAGUUAGAAGGCUUGCUGGAGGACAGAAAAGAGGAGCUGGCGGAAGUACGGAGCGAGUUGCGCACGGCGGAGGGGGAGCGGAACAUGCUGGCGGAGGAGCUGCAGGAAGCCUUCAACUCAUGGGCGCAGCCGCGCGCGCCCGCAGGCAACGCCACGAGGAUGUCAGGCGUGGCCUCCGCGCCGCUGCCGCUACAGCAGCUACAGGCGCAGCGCGCCACAGAUAGACCUGGGCCUGGAACGUGGAUGGAUGAGGGCAAAGGUGGUGGGGAUUACAUGGGGAAAGGGGGGAGGAGAGAAACGGGUCGCAUCAGCAGAAGCACCAGCAAGGAGGAGCUUGGGGCGCGGAUGCGCGCAAGGGGGAUGAGCGGAGAGGGGAAAAGCGCAAGGGGGAUGAUGAGCGGAAGGGGGAGCGCGGAGGAGCUGGGUGGGUGGGCCCGCACGUCGGCGCUGCUGCUGGCGGGUCAGAUGGAGCCGCGCGUGCCUGGUUACCUGCGCGCGUCUCUAGAGGUUCCCUGA